Olea europaea var. sylvestris is the source of this 1522-nucleotide messenger RNA. RefSeq lists its product as uncharacterized. The record is from RefSeq and is a predicted model, not a curated record. Lineage: Eukaryota; Viridiplantae; Streptophyta; Magnoliopsida; Lamiales; Oleaceae. The coding region runs from base 413 to 1282 and encodes 289 amino acids. The transcript has 3 exons.
UACUCCUUAUUAUUGGGAUUUUUUUAUUUUUUGAUAAUUCUAUGUUAUUCUAGUGUUUUUGAUUAAUUGAAUAUUUGUACUUGAUAAGGCAGGAGGAGCAUCUCUAGUAGAAAUCCAAGUUUGGAAAAAUAUGUGGCUUGUUUUUCUCUGUUAUUAUGUUGAUCACGUCUCUUUAUCAUUGAUUUAACCCUAGUAAAUUGUGGAGCAUCUGCACAGGAAUAUUUGUCUAUGUGGUUGCAUAGUUUAAUAGAACCGCUCACUGAAGAAAGCAGCUUGCUCCACAGCGGGUUCCUACUACUCUUGGGUUACGGCUUCUGCUUGGUUGAAUGACCUGAGGAAUCAGAUUGAACGCACCAGGGUUCUGAGCACAGUUUAUCGCUCUGCUUCAGCUUUGGGUUCUCGACUUCCAUCCAUGGCCAGUGCUAAAGCCAAAGUUGCUGGUGCUGGUGCAAUAUUACGUCCAGUUUCCAGCGGUACUCAGGUUGUUAUGAAGAGAGCACAAAGCAUGGCUCAGGCAGCUUGGUCACGCCCUUACCUACGCUCAUGGUCAUGCAUAGGUCCACGUCUUCGAUCCUCAAUUGCUCAGAUAAAUUAUAAUGAAGGAGAAGACUCAUCAGGAUCUUCUUCAACUCAAAGAGAAACUUCGGAGCCUUUUCUCACGACCACUGAAGAGACAAGAACGGCUAUUGAAAAUAUGGAACUUCCUGUAUCUUCUUCUGAUGGAAUCGUUGAGAGUUCAGACAACUUUAUAGAUGAGGUUGGUGUCUCAGAUAGUAUGGCUACUAAGGAUGAUGACGACGAGGUUGCGUAUGAUGUAAGGCAUGAAGAUCACACAAUGGAAAUAGAGUUGUGGGAACAACUCAAGCUCAAGCUUAAUGAGCAAGCUGAUAGUGGUGAAGCCGAUGUGGCCAAGGAAAUUAGGGAAGAAGAAGAAGCAGCCAUUGCAGAAGUAAGUGACAGCCAGACCCAAAGCUCAAUCCCAGAUGCGAAGGAGGUGCAUAGAUUUUUCCCUCCGGGAAAGAUAAUGCAUAUUGUGACACUAACAUCCGACGAAGUGGGCCGUGAGAGUGAUAGCAGUAUUUCCAAUGACGGGGACCAAAGCCAGCCGGAGGAAGAGGCGAAGGUUGGAAUUUUUCUCACUCCCAGGUCAUUGUAUAGUAAAUUAAGGCUAUCGCAUACCAUGAUAAACGACCAUUUUAUGCCGGCUUAUAGAAGACGAAUUGAAAAGCUGAUUAAAGAACUUGAGAAUGAAGUGACUUCUGAUACACACAAUUGUAGCUGAGAAAUUGAACAGGAAGUGCUGUAAACUGUUGGUAGUGAAUUUUGGUCGCAUCUUAGUGUUAGCAUCAAGAGGACUACACAUACCUUAAAGGUGACGUCUUUAACAACAAUUCUUUGUUCUGAAAAUGAUUUUGACAUGUGCAUAGGCUUAAAGAGUUUUCAUUUCCAUUGAUAGUGAGAGUCCCUUUCGCAAUCAUGAAUUCUAUAUUACAUCAUUAAAAGCAUUAUUUUCUUUGGUCCA